This is a messenger RNA of Scomber japonicus (chub mackerel), 3426 nucleotides long. RefSeq names its product protocadherin 17 (gene pcdh17). The transcript is spliced from 4 exons. Gene Ontology annotation, cellular component: plasma membrane. Gene Ontology annotation, biological process: homophilic cell-cell adhesion. NCBI's taxonomy places the organism in Eukaryota, Metazoa, Chordata, Actinopteri, Scombriformes, Scombridae. The record is from RefSeq and is a predicted model, not a curated record. Gene Ontology annotation, molecular function: calcium ion binding. Bases 1 to 3426 code for a protein of 1141 amino acids.
AUGUAUCUUUCUAUUUUCUUUUUCCUCCUCUUAUGGGCUCAAGCCCUGACAUUAAAAAACUUGAAUUACUCUGUCCCGGAGGAACAGGGUCCAGGGACAGUGAUUGGGAACAUUGCCAAAGAUGCCAGACUUGGACUGGAACAGACUGGGCAGGGAGGACAGGGUAAGAAAGCCAACUUCAGGGUGUUGGAGAACUCAGCCCCGCAUCUUAUCGACGUGGACCCACAGAGUGGACUGCUGUACACAAAGCAGCGCAUUGACAGGGAAACAUUGUGUAAGAGAAACCCCAAGUGCCAGCUCUCCAUGGAGGUGUUUGCCAAUGACAAGGAGAUCUGCAUGAUCAAAAUAGAUAUUCAGGACAUUAACGACAACUCACCCAUCUUCCCCUCAGAUCAGAUUGAUAUUGACAUUUCUGAAAACGCAGUGCCAGGGACACGGUUUCCCCUGACCAGCGCGCAUGACCCAGAUGCAGGGGAAAAUGGCCUGAAAACGUAUCAAAUAACACGCGACGACUACAAUCUCUUUUCCUUGGAGGUAAAAUCCCGUGGGGACGGGACUAAAUUCCCUGAAUUAGUUAUUCAACGACCAUUAGACAGAGAAGAAAGAAGCCAUCACACUCUUAUUUUGUCAGCUACUGAUGGUGGGGAAUAUCCUAGGUCAGGUACCAUGCAGAUAAAUGUUAAAGUUAUCGAUUCCAAUGAUAACAGUCCCGUGUUUGAUCAGCCCUCAUACGUUGUCGAAAUUCCAGAAAAUUCACCUCCUGGCAAAGUCCUGAUCGAUUUAAAUGCCACUGAUCCUGAUGAGGGCAACAAUGGACAAGUAGUCUAUUCUUUUAGUGGCUAUGCCCCAGAGAGAAUCCGGGAGCUCUUCUCCAUAGAUUCCAGAACAGGGGUCAUAAAGAUUCAGGGGGAAAUUGACUAUGAAGAGAGCCCAGUUAUAGAGAUUGACGUUCAGGCAAAGGAUCUAGGUCCCAAUCCAAUCCCAGGCCAUUGUAAAGUCACUGUUAAAGUGCUUGACAGGAAUGAUAACUGGCCGUCUAUAGGCUUUGUGUCUGUGAGACAGGGAGCCAUCAGCGAGGCAGCACCUCCAGGCACUGUGAUUGCUCUGGUCCGUGUCACAGACAAGGACUCAGGCAGGAAUGGGCAGCUUCAGUGCAGAGUGCUGGGUAAUGUCCCGUUUAAACUUGAGGAAAACUAUGAUAACUUCUACACAGUGGUGACAGACAGGCCCUUGGACAGAGAGGCGCAGGAUGAGUAUAAUGUCACCAUUGUGGCCAAAGACAAUGGCAUUCCCCCUCUAAACUCCACUAAAUCCUUCACUGUAAAGAUUCUGGAUGAGAAUGACAACGUUCCUCGCUUUACCAAGUCCGUUUACCUUCUUCAGAUACAUGAGAACAACAUCCCAGGGGAGUACUUAGGUUCAGUUCUGGCCCAUGAUCCAGACCUCGGACAGAAUGGCACUGUGUACUACAGUAUAAUCAACUCUAAUGUGAGUGGGGGUGAUGUCAACACCUAUGUUAAUGUGAAUGCGGCCAAUGGAGCUAUAUAUGCAGUUAGAUCCUUCAACUAUGAGCAAAUAAAAUAUUUUGACUUCAAGGUUCUUGCUAAAGAUGCUGGAUCUCCACAUCUGGAGAGCAACGCUACUGUGCGCAUCAGUGUUCUGGAUGUCAAUGACAACAUCCCUGUCAUAGUGCUGCCCCUGCUCCAAAAUGACACUGCUGAAAUCCAUGUUCCGCGUAAUGUUGGUGUUGGUUACAUUGUCACCACAGUGAGGGCAGUGGAUAAUGAUUAUGGCGAAAGUGGGAGGCUCACCUAUGAGAUCUCAGAUGGCAAUGAGGAGCAUCUUUUUGAGAUUGAUCCAGUGACUGGGGAGGUGCGAACAGCUCACCCAUUCUGGGACAAUGUCAGCCCAAUUGUGGAGCUGAUCAUACGAGUGUCGGACCAUGGGAAGCCAACACUCACUGCUGCCGCCAGGCUUAUUGUCAAGGCCUCCAAUGGACAUACUGUCGAUGGACUGCUACAUGUGGACGACAAUCAGAACUGGGACAUGUCCCUGCCUCUCAUUGUAACUCUCAGCAUAAUAUCCAUCAUGCUUUUGGCUGCCAUGGUGACUAUAGCAAUCAAGUGCAAGCGGGAAAAUAAGGAGAUCCGUACCUACAAUUGUCGCAUUGCAGAAUACUCGCACCCUCAGCUGGGGAAAGGCAAGAAGAAGAAGAUUAACAAGAACGACAUCAUGCUGGUGCAGAGCGAGGUGGAGGAGCGGGAUGCCAUGAAUGUAAUGAAUGUGGUAAGCAGUCCUUCCUUGGCCACCUCUCCCAUGUACUUUGACUACCAGACACGCCUGCCACUCAGCUCACCAAGGUCAGAGGUCAUGUACCUCAAGCCCACUGCCAAUAACCUCAGCGUGCCCCAAGGCCACGUGGGAUGCCACACCAGCUUCACAGGCCCAGUCACCAGCACUACAGACACCCCUACUAACCGCAUGUCCAUCAUACAGACUGACAAUUUCCCCAACGAGCCUAAUUAUAUGGGUAGCAGACAACAGUUUGUUCAAAGUAGUUCGACAUUCAAAGACCCAGAGCGAGCAAGCCUCAGAGACAGUGGUCAUGGUGACAGUGACCAGGCUGACAGUGACCAGGACACCAACAAAGGUUCCUGCUGUGAUAUGUCUGCAAAGGAAGCCCUCAAGUUAAAGGCUACAGGCGUUAAACCACCACCUUUGGAGCAAGAUGAGGAUUGCGUGAAUUGUACAGAGGAGUGCAGAGUACUGGGUCACUCUGACCGCUGCUGGAUGCCCCAAUUCCCAGCUGGAGGAAACCAGGCAGAGGGUGUCGACUACCGCAACAACAUGUUCGUGCCAGCAGGAAUGGAAUCCGUGCCUGAGACAGAGACCUACGAGACAGUCAACCCCAACGGCAAGAAGACGUUCUGUACAUUUGGCAAAGAGCGGCGUGACCACACCAUACUGGUUGCCAACGUGAAGCCCUACUUGAAGGCGAAACGUGCCCUCAGCCCACUGCUCCAAGAGGUACCCUCAGCGUCAAGCAGUCCUACCAAGGGCUGCUCCAGCAUGUCUCCUUGCUCCUCAGUCAAAAGCCCAGCUGAUGGGGCUGAAGGCAAACCUCCUCCUGCCACCUGCUCCGGUCACUAUGGGCCUCCUGAUGGUCAAUACCUGUCACCAACCAAACAAACCAGGGACCAGGGGGUCUACCCACCCUUGCCUCCAUCAGACCCAGUGGCCAAGGUGCUCGCCGAGGCCCGCUCCAGGAUCAGCCAAGAGACAACAGGUGAAAUGGAGUGUGUCCUGGAGCAGGUGGAUCCUGAAGCGAACCGUGACGGAAUGGACGCUGACCAGGUGGUGAGAGACAUCGACAAACUAUUGCAGGACUGCAGAGGAAGUGAGGCCACUGGCACACUCAGGAAGUGA